Messenger RNA from Momordica charantia (bitter melon), 980 nucleotides. Its product is annotated as tagatose-6-phosphate ketose/aldose isomerase, putative (Mog1/PsbP/DUF1795-like photosystem II reaction center PsbP family protein). Lineage: Eukaryota; Viridiplantae; Streptophyta; Magnoliopsida; Cucurbitales; Cucurbitaceae. The record is from RefSeq and is a predicted model, not a curated record. Gene Ontology annotation, cellular component: chloroplast.
UUCAUUGGGUAUGAAAGCUAUCCUCAUUUCCCUAUGGCCCUUCUUCUUUCUCACUGUCUCCACCCUCCAAACCCUCCCCAAAACCCCACCUCCGCCUUCCCCCGGCAGGCCGCCGUCGGCUUUCCCGAGUCUACAGCUUUGAAUCCCCAAUCCAAGAGACAUUUCAUCCUCAAAACAGCUUCGCUCUGUCUAAUCUCGUUGAUCCCCAAAUGCCCAGUUGCCCGAUCCUCUGAAACUUCGCCAAAUUCGAAACCGGGACUUCCUGGAAUAGCCAACACAAAGUCUUGGUUUCAGUUCUAUGGCGAUGGGUUUUCCAUUCGGGUGCCGCCUCAGUUUGAAGACCUCACGGAGCCUGAGGAUUACAGUGCUGGACUAUCUCUUUAUGGAGAUAAGGCAAAAACAAAAACCUUUGCAGCCCGGUUUGAAUCUCCUGAUGGCUCUGAAGUUGUAAGUGUUGUCACUCGUCCGACGAAUCAACUUAAGAUCACCUUUCUAGAGGCGAAAGAUAUAUCUGAUAUAGGUUCCUUAAGGGAAGCUGCAAAAAUCUUUGUUCCAGGUGGCGCAACUUUGUUUUCCGCCCGAACAUUUAAAAUUAAGGAAGAUGAAGGUUUCAGGACUUAUUAUUUCUACGAGUUUGGGAAGGGCGAACAACACGUUGCAUUAGUAGCAACUGUCAACAGUGGACAGGCGUUUGUUGCUGGAGCAACUGCACCACGGUCGAAAUGGGAUGAAGAUGGCAUAAAACUCCGUUCUGCUGCCAUAUCUCUAACAGUGCUAUAAUCAUUUCUUAAUAUAGUUCAUUUCAUUACCUUGUGAGUACUCCACUAAGCUUAAACUUCAUAAAUUAGAUAGCAGGUCAAUUUUGGUUAAAUUAUGUAUUUGUUUAUAGUGUCUAUUAGUCAAUAAACUUUUUUUUAAUUGUCUAUGUUCCUAAACUAUAGUAUUAACAAAAUGCUAUCUACAAGAUUAAUUCGGAUUCA